Phascolarctos cinereus (koala) is the source of this 4543-nucleotide messenger RNA. The record is from RefSeq and is a predicted model, not a curated record. Lineage: Eukaryota; Metazoa; Chordata; Mammalia; Diprotodontia; Phascolarctidae.
CUCUCCCCACGAUCUGCCCUGAUCCUCUGCCCUCAGCUGGCAAAUAGAUCUAGGCAUGCGCAAAGGUGCUCUUGGCCUGUGGACUACCUUUCCCAGAAGACCUUGGGGAGGGGGUCUUUGUUCUCGUUUGGGCCCUAAUGAUACCGUAGGAAAUGCCGGCGGGACCGGCCGGAAAUGUCUGAACUAGGGCCGGAAGUGCCCUCGGAAGGACUUCCGCCUCCUAGCUGUCUUUCUCCCUUAGGCUUGAGGCCCGAGGGCGUCUGGCAGGCAAUUUCAACGGCUGUCUCCCAUACACAGAAGGUUCCUCAUGUCUACCUCCCAGCUUCUUUGGCCGCUGUCAAGUCCUAGUUUUCUCCCCAAUCUCUUAUCUGCCUUCUGAGGAUUCUGCACUCACCCAAAACAGAAUGGCUCCUGAGAGUCCAACAUCUAGGUGUCAGGAAACAUUGACUUUCAAGGAUGUGGCUGUGGACUUCACCAGGGAAGAGUGGGGGCACCUGGGCCCUGCUCAGAGGGACUUAUACAAGGAAGUGAUGCUGGACAAUUAUAGGAACCUGGUCUCCCUGGGGCUUCAGGUGUCUAAACCAGAUGUGAUCUUCCAGUUAGAAAGAGGAGAAUCACCAAGCAUGUUGGAGGGAAAGGACUCCAGUGAUCCCUGUCCAGAGUUCCUUAGUCAGAUGGCCAGGCAUGAAACAGCAGAGUCAACUGUAAAUCCAUGUGUUUCUCCAGAAGAGUCAUCUAAAGAAAGAGUUAAGACAGAUGGUUCCUGGGAAUACCAAAUGGGAGAAGCCUGUGAACAGGAUGUCAGAGUAGAACAAAAGAAUUGCAGUCAGGACAGACAAGCCAGUCAAGAGACCACUAUGCACAGAGAAAUUUCUACCAAGUCUGUGUUUGAAAGUUGUUCCAGUCUGGGGUCAAUCCUUGUUUCACAAGAGAGUUCACAAGAGGGAGUUCACACUAGAAAAAGUCUGCAGGAAUGUGGUACGUAUGGAAAGAACGUAAAACAGUAUUCAGACCUAGAUGAAGGUGAUAGAGUCUUUUGCAAGAAUAAUCUUUGUAAUUGUAAUAUAUGCAGCAAGUCAUUCAGUUGCCCUUCAUACCUUAUUUACUUUAAUAAAGAGCACAGUGAAGAAAAAGUAUAUAAAUGUAAUGAGUGUGGGAAAUUCUUCACCAAUAGAAAAUCCCAUAGAAGUCAUCAGAGAAUUCAUACAGGAGAGAAACCCUUUGAAUGUAAUCAGUGUGGGAAAUCCUUUAGGUGGAAGAGCUAUCUUACUGUACAUAAGAGAAUUCAUACUGGAGAGCAACCCUUUGAAUGUAAUCAGUGUGGGAAAGCUUUCAGGCAAAGUUCUCACCUAACUGUACAUCAGGUAAUUCAUGCUGGAGAGAAAACCUUUGAAUGUCACCAGUGUGGGAAAUUCUUUAGCUUUAGUGAGCAGCUUAUUGAACACAAGAGAAUUCAUGCUGGAGAGAAGCCCUUUGAAUGUAAUCAGUGUGGGAAAGCCUUUAGCCAAAUUUCUCAGCUUAUUCGACAUGAAAAAAUUCAUUCUGGAAAGAAACCCUUUGAAUGCCAGGAAUGUGGGAAGUGCUUCCUCCGUAGUGAGCAGCUUAGUUCUCAUAAGAGAAUUCAUACUGGAGAGAAGCCCUUUGAAUGUCAUGACUGUGGGAAAUCCUUCAGCCAGAGAGGGCAGCUUAAUACACAUAAGAGAAUUCAUACUGGUAAGAAGCCCUUUGAAUGUGGUCAAUGUGGAAAAGCAUUUAGCCGAAGCACUUACCUUACUGUACAUCACAGAGUUCAUGCUAGAUCGAAACCCUUUGAAUGCCAUGAGUGUCGAAAAUGCUUCGUCAGUAGUGAGCAACUUACUGAACAUAAGAGAAUUCAUAUUGAAAAGAAAUAUUUUGAAUGUAAUCAGUGUGGAAAAACUUUCCGACGAAGCUCUCACCUUACUGUACAUCAAAGAAUUCACACUGGAGAGAAACCCUUUAAAUGUCACCAAUGUGGGAAAUCUUUCAGUGAUAGUGGGCGGCUAAGUACACAUAAAAAAAUUCAUACUGGAGAGAAACCCUUUGAAUGUAAUCAAUGUGGGAAAGCAUUUAGCCGAAAUUCUAACCUUAGUGUGCAUCAGAGAAUUCAUACUGGAGAGAAACCCUUUGAAUGUUACAAAUGUCACAAAUUCUUUACCCAGAGCAGGUCCCUUGCUGAGCACCAGAGAAUUCAUACUGGAGAGAAACCCUUUGAAUGUAAUGAAUGUGGAAAAACCUUCUGCCGUAGUGGGCAGCUUACUCUGCAUAAGAGAGUUCAUACUGGAGAAAAACCCUUUGUAUGUCUUGAAUGUGGAAAAUCCUUCAGCCAUAGUUGGAUGCUUAGUGCACAUAAGAAAAUGCAUGCUGGAGAAAAACCCUUUAAAUGUCUUGAAUGUGGGAAAUCCUUUAGCUGGAGUGGAUCCCUUACUGAACAUAAGAGAGUGCAUACAGGAGAGAAGCCUUUUGAAUGUCAUGAAUGUGGGAAAGCCUUUAGCCGUAGUGGCCAGCUUACCACACACAAGAGAAUUCAUACUGGAGAGAAACCCUUUGAAUGUCAUGACUGUGGCAAAGCCUUUAGCUGCAGUUUUUACCUCACCGUACAUCAGAAAAUUCAUAAUGGAGAGAAACCCUUUGUAUGUAAUGAUUGUGGGAAAUCGUUUAGCUGGAACAAGUCCCUUACUCUACAUAAGAGAAUCCACACUGGAGAGAAACCUUUUGAAUGUAAUGAAUGUGGGGAAUCCUUUACCUGGAAGGGACAGUUUACUGAACACAAGAGAAUUCAUACUGGAGCAAAGAAACCUUUUGAAUGUAACCAGUGUGGAAAAGCCUUUAGGCAAAAUUCCCACCUUACUGUACAUCAGAUAAUUCAUACUGGAGAGAAACCGUUUGAAUGUCAUCAAUGUGGGAAAUCCUUCAGGCAGAGCUCUCAACUUACUCGACAUGAGAAAAUCCAUAUUUGAUAGAAAUUUUUUUGGCUGUGUAAGAAAUCUUAUUUAACACAAACAGCCUUCUGAACUUGAAUAUUUAUAUUACUACAAAGAAAUCUUUAAAUAUAUAUAAUCAGUGGAAAAACCUUCAAAGUUAUAAAUUUUAAUUCUACAGGAGGAACUCAGUAGACAGAAUAUUUUUACAUAUACUUCUUUUUCGGAGUGGAAAACAAUGAGGACAAGAGAACUCAUACUGGAGAGAGAAAUUUCAGAUGUUAUAAUGAUGGCAUUUCUUUUCAAGAAGUAGAUAUCUUAUUGAGCAUGAAGAGAAUUAAUUGAUACUUUGGUAAGGAAAUACUUCUAAGGCAAUGAGUGAGGGAAAGCCUUCACCUACAGUUUUUGUGAUCUGCUGCAUCAGAGCAUUCAUACCGGAGAAAUACCUUUGAACAGUGGAUGUAGAGAAUCCUGUAUUUGCCUUAAACAAUUUACUAAAUCUGAGAGAAUUCAUGCUGGGGUCAAAGAAACCAUUUGAAAGUCUUAAGUGUGGGAAAUCCUUUACUUAAUCACAGUAUUUUGAAAGUUUGAAGGUACUUCAGUUUCUGUCUGCUCCAACCCACGUAUUUAAGAAAGAUCUCACUGUGACAUACCUGUCAAAGAAGUUACCAAUUUUCUGACUUGACUUCCAAGGAGGGGUAAUCUACCACCUCGUUAGAUAGUCCAUUCCACUUUUAUACAGCUCUAGUUGCUAGGAAGUUUUCCUAAAUUAUAAGCUUAAAUUUGCUUCUACGCAGCUUCUACCUAUUGCCUCUAACUUUGUUUUCUGAGGUGAAAUAGAAUGAAUCUAAUCCCUUUUCCACAGGAUAGCUCAUCAGAGGCUUAAAGACAGUAAUUGGUCCCUUUUCUUCUCUUCUCCAGACCAAAUAUGUCCAAACAUGCUCAAUCCCUUCAACAGACACAGACCCAGGGCCCUUCAUCAUCCUGCUUGCCCUUCUUUGGACACUCUCCAACUGAUCAGUCCUUAAACCAUGAUGCCAAGGACUGAAUACAAUAUAUUCCAUGAGGUCUUGUAAUGGCAGAGUACAGUAGGAUAAUCAUUUUCCUAUUCCUUUAAGUCGUAUUCCUCUUAAUGCAGCUCAGUAUUGUUUUAGCAUUUUUUAAGCUGCCACAUUAUACUGCUGACUCAUAUUGAACUUGUGGUUCACCCAGAACCCCAGAUCUUUUUCAGAACAAUGAAUUUCUAACCAUGACUUCCUCAUGUUAUAAAUACUUGUAAAGUUGAUAUUUUUUUAUCCAAAUGCAAGGUUUUAUAUUUAUCCCUAAUCAGUUUUAUCUUUUUAAAUUCAUCCCAAUGCUUAGGCCUGUUAAGAUCCUUUUAAGUCCUGAGUCUCUCACCCAUAAUGUUAGUUUUACUUUCUAGCUUUGUCGUCUAUGUGUUUAAUAAGUUGCCUUUGGCCAGGUCAUUGAAAAAAUGUUAAAUAGGACAAAACCAAGCACAGAUCCUUGGAGUACUCCACUGGAGACAUCCUAAUUUAUUUAUUUUUUGGUGAGGCAAUUGGGCUUAAGUGACUUGCCCAGAGUCACACAGCUAGUGAAUGUUA